Molecule: messenger RNA, 555 nt
Organism: Cantharellus anzutake
Lineage: Eukaryota; Fungi; Basidiomycota; Agaricomycetes; Cantharellales; Hydnaceae
Exons: 3
Coding region: 1-555 (184 amino acids)
Biological process (GO): attachment of spindle microtubules to kinetochore
Cellular component (GO): DASH complex; spindle microtubule
Source: RefSeq, a predicted model, not a curated record
AUGGAGAAACGGAGUUCACUACAGGCGCGUCCAUCGGCGUAUUUGAACAUCGGAAAUGUUUCCGUCGCUCAGGACGUCACGGCCGCGGAGUCGUGUGUCCUCGCGGCGGGAGCAUGCCACGAGAUUCUUUUAGACGGUUUGGAAUCUUUUGAAGCAGAGACUCAAGAGCUUUUGCGACUAUCGAGGGUCUUGCAAAACAAUAGGGUUAGGAUACUGAUUUGCGUUGAAUGGUCGGAAUUCAGAGUCGACCUACAGGUGUUUACACUGGUCCCCGAGAAACGCGUUAAAGCUUAUGCGGCGCAGCAAUAUGAAGACAUUGAGUCCCAGGUUACUGAGCUUCUUGGCCUCGCCGAAAAGUCUAUCAAGUUGAUGGAAAGGAAGGAGAAAGCGCUCAAGAUGAAGGUCGAAUCCUUGCAAAAUAAAGAGCCGGAAGUGUCAAUCGAAGCACGUAAUGAUGCACGAAAGGCCAAGAUGCUAAUUAAACAACGAGAACUACUUGAGAAGGAGCUUAUCGCGCUCGAAAAGGAAUGCGCAGCUCUCGAACGUUGUCUCUGA